Venustampulla echinocandica is the source of this 567-nucleotide messenger RNA. RefSeq lists its product as uncharacterized. The coding region runs from base 1 to 567 and encodes 188 amino acids. Lineage: Eukaryota; Fungi; Ascomycota; Leotiomycetes; Helotiales; Pleuroascaceae. The record is from RefSeq and is a predicted model, not a curated record. The transcript has a single exon.
AUGUCAAAAAUCAAUGCCAAGAACCUCUCUUACGACAACUCUCUCCCUCCCUUCCUCGCGCGCCUACAAGCCGCGAACAGCACUUCCGACGGGCGCCAGGAAUUCCACAUCGCCAGGCCGAAGAAAGCGCGUACCGCUGAUGAAGAGGCGGAAGAUGACCCGGUGUACUUCGAUGAACGCACUGGAGAGACAUUGACCAAGGCAGAGUGGGAGGAGCGGGAAUCCAAAGCGGAUGGGGAUGAGGAUGAGGAUGACAAGAAUACUGGGAAAGAUGACAAGGGAGUAGAGGAUGGCGCAGCACAAGGGCUGAAGGAUGGAGAAAAAGUAAAAGUUGCAUCCAUAGGAGCAAGUAAGAAACGGAAGCUAGGGAAGAUUGUCGGCGUAUCUGAGGAAGCGGAAGAGGAUGAUGAGGACCAAUCUAGGAAUAAAGAAAGGGGCCCGUCUACCAAAACUAAGGCACUGAAAGCAGCAGAAUCAGAAGCUGCUGGGAAGAAGAAGCCCACGAUAAAAGGGAAGUCAGCGAAGAAGGGUAAAAAGAUCAAAUUGAGCUUUGGGGAUGAGGAAUGA